Macrosteles quadrilineatus (aster leafhopper) is the source of this 1297-nucleotide messenger RNA. It is a transcript of the gene ATPsyngamma, whose product is annotated as ATP synthase subunit gamma, mitochondrial. Bases 106 to 975 code for a protein of 289 amino acids. The transcript has 6 exons. The record is from RefSeq and is a predicted model, not a curated record. Gene Ontology annotation, molecular function: GTP cyclohydrolase activity; proton-transporting ATP synthase activity, rotational mechanism. Lineage: Eukaryota; Metazoa; Arthropoda; Insecta; Hemiptera; Cicadellidae. Gene Ontology annotation, biological process: proton motive force-driven ATP synthesis.
CUGGUCUAAUGGUCUGUUCCGAACGAAACCCUGAGCCGAGGAGCCCCUCCGCCGACCUCUUUACAAGCAGACCACUUCGGCAUCUUAGAAUUUAAUUAAUUUAAGAUGUUUAGCAGAUCAACUUUAAUCUUACAGCCGUUCCAUGGCGGUCAACAGACCCGAGGAAUGGCCACUCUCAAGGCCAUCUCUAUGCGUCUCAAGUCAGUCAAGAACAUUCAGAAGAUCACCCAGUCCAUGAAGAUGGUGUCUGCUGCCAAGUACAGCAGAGCCGAGCGUGAUCUUCGCCAAGCUAGGCCAUACGGAGAAAGCUCUAAGCAAUUCUUCGAGAAGGCAGAGGUGACAGCGGAAGCAGAGGCUCCUCAGAAGUUGAUCAUCGCAGUGACAUCGGACCGUGGUCUGUGUGGAGCCGUCCAUACUCAGGUGUCCCGAGCUAUCAGGACCGAACUUGCAGCUGAUGCAUCUAACACUUCCGUAAUCUGCAUUGGUGACAAGUCUCGUGCUAUCCUUCAGCGGUUGUAUGGCAAGAACAUCAUUUUGGUUUGCAAUGAAAUCGGACGAAGACCACCAACUUUCCUGGACGCCUCAAGAAUCGCCCAGCAGACAAAGGACAUUAACUUCACCACUGGAAAAAUUGUAUACAAUCGAUUCAAGUCUGUUGUCUCAUACCUCACUAGCGAGAUACCGUUGUUCUCUGCUGCUGCUGUAGCAGCUGCUCCCAAGCUGGGAACUUACGACUCAUUGGACGAGGAAGUUAUUCGCAGCUACCUCGAGUUCUCCAUGGCUUCCAUGCUGUUCUACUGUAUGAAGGAGAGUGCAUGCAGCGAACAGUCUUCUCGUAUGACUGCCAUGGACAACGCUAGCAAGAAUGCCGGUGAGAUGAUUGACAAACUCACUCUCACAUUCAACCGUACUCGACAAGCCGUCAUCACUCGAGAAUUGAUUGAAAUCAUCUCCGGUGCUGCUGCCCUCGACUAAACCCCAGGAAGCAAUCCUUACACUGUAGCAGUUGUAUAUUAUUUGGUGUGGAAAAGGAAAUCUCAAGUCACUUAUCACCUGUAUUAUCGUUGACAAAUCAAAAUCAAAAUACUUAAGCGUGUUGCUAGCUAUCUCUUAGACCAAGACCCCUACAUAACAUCUUAUAAACAAGAGUAGCUGUGACUCUCCUUAAGUAUUUAUUUAUAUACAUCAAAUUGGAUGACAUUAAAUAAAUUAACUUUUUUUUCUAUUAAUCAAAUUUUAAAAUAAUAUAUUGAGUUCACAAAUGUUAUUUGAAUGGAAAUAAAAUAUUAAAACUUAA